UUGCUGUGUUACCCGGUGCAGGAAGGACCCGGCUCCGGCCCCGCUCGGAAACAAAGCGGGCGACGGCGCGGCGGGCCCGGGAUGGCUGCGGAGCGGGGCCGGCCCCGCCUCUGGCUGCUGCUGUGUCUCCUGCCGCAGGUGUGCUGCGAGUACGGGAUGGUGCAUGUCCUGUCAGAGAAGGGGAGCAGCAAAGGAAAAGACUAUUGUAUCCUAUUCAACUCCCAGUGGGCCCAUUUGCCACACGAUCUGGGUAAAGCUUCACUCCUACAACUGCAGGAUCAAACAGCGUCCGUUUUGUGUUCUCCUUCUGAUGUACCUGAUGGGGGAUUUAAUAACCAAAUCCCCAUGGUGAUGCGAGGGAAUUGCACCUUCUAUGAGAAAGUGAGGCUUGCGCAGAUCAACGGAGCUCGUGGGCUGCUGAUUGUCAGCAGAGAGAGGCUGGUUCCUCCUGGGGGUAACAGGAGUCAGUAUGAAGAAAUCGACAUCCCUGUGGCUCUGCUCAGCUAUACUGAUAUGUUAGAUAUUGGCAAGAGUUUCGGCAGCUCGGUGAAGGGCGCGAUGUACGCACCGAACGAGCCCGUGCUGGACUAUAACAUGGUGAUUAUAUUUGUCAUGGCCGUGGGGACCGUUGCAAUUGGAGGCUACUGGGCAGGAAGCAGAGAUGUGAAAAAGCGGUACAUGAAGCACAAACGUGACGACGGGGCAGAGAAACACGACGAUGAAACGGUUGAUGUGACUCCGAUCAUGAUCUGCGUGUUCGUGGUGAUGUGCUGCUCCAUGCUCGUCCUCCUUUAUUUCUUCUAUGACCACUUAGUCUACGUUAUCAUAGGGAUAUUCUGCCUGGCUGCCUCCAUUGGUCUCUACAGUUGUCUCUCUCCCUUUGUAAGAAGAUUCCCCUUGGGAAAGUGUAGAAUCCCAGACAACAAUUUGCCUUAUUUUCACAAGCGUCCACAGGUCCGGAUGUUGGUUUUGGCCGUAUUUUGUAUCUCUGUCAGCGUAGUCUGGGGAAUCUUCAGAAACGAAGAUCAGUGGGCCUGGGUUCUGCAAGACGCUUUAGGGAUCGCUUUCUGUCUUUACAUGUUGAAAACGAUUCGCCUGCCUACAUUUAAGGGCUGUACCUUGCUCCUCCUGGUCCUUUUUGUAUAUGAUGUAUUCUUUGUAUUUAUCACACCUUUUCUAACAAAGACUGGGGAGAGUAUCAUGGUGGAGGUGGCUGCAGGCCCGUCCGAUUCGGCCACUCACGAAAAGCUCCCGAUGGUCCUGAAGGUCCCGCGGCUGAACUCCUCGCCCCUGGCGCUGUGCGACAGGCCUUUUUCUCUCCUGGGCUUUGGAGACAUUUUAGUUCCAGGCUUACUGGUAGCCUAUUGCCAUAGAUUCGAUAUCCAGGUGCAGUCGUCCAGGGUCUAUUUUGUAGCCUGCACAAUAGCGUACGGCAUAGGGCUGCUCGUGACCUUCGUGGCCCUGGCGCUGAUGCAGAUGGGCCAGCCCGCCCUCCUCUACCUGGUGCCCUGCACGCUGCUCACCAGCUUCGCCGUGGCUCUCUGGAGAAAGGAGCUGGGCAUGUUCUGGACGGGCAGCGGCUUUGCGAAGGACCUACCUCAGCCUCCCCUGGUGAUCGCGCCCGUCAGCUGCCCCGAGCUCCCCAAAGACAGCGGCAGCGUCCCGGAUCCCCCGCCAGACACCGAGCAGGUCACCAACCCCACCCUGCACGUGGAGGAGCCGCACGGCCGCACCACGGCUACGGAGGAACCAACCGAUACCAACGCAAACACGGACCAGUCCGAAAUUCCUAUCGCACCGAGCGAGGAGCCAGCUGGGCAGGAUAAGGACGACGCUGAAAACAAAUGCCUAAACGCAGAGCAAAACCAGCCGGAAUAAACGAUGCGAUAAGAACUCCUUCUUUCCCCUCACAAACAUAUCCAUGUAAAACCAGUAUGUAUUUAGGACUGGUUUAGUAGUGUUUGCGUUCGGUGAGGAACCUCACGGGGAGUCUGAUCAUCAAAUCCAACAACGAAUGUGCUGCCUCCAGCUUCGGUACAGCUACACCCUUCAAACAUCCUUCUGAAAUAUGGUGCUCUACGAGGGUUCUGAUGUACGGAUUUCAGUGAUCAUUUUAUUAGUGAAUGCCUUUGACCGUUCCAUUUUCAUUAGACCGGGGUAGUAUUAAGAGUCUUUAUUUACACAGUACUCUGUGCUCGUGUGGGUAUUGCUGCUUUAGCAUAGCGUAGGUUAACGUGGAGGAAAAGCAUUGAACUCUUGCUACAAUGCUUCGCUGAGAGAAACACGAUAGGUUUGGUUUUCUUUUAGCACUUUCCCUAUUGUCUCUUUUUAUUAUAUUUUACUUUUCCCUACUUGUCAAAGCCAUUGAUACAAGGGAAUGCUUUAGUACAAACUGACAUUCAGGAAAUGCAGAGGGUGGUUCAAUUACCAACCUCUGAAAGGAUUUACACCACCGUGGUGCAUUAAAUGCAUCUCUUUAACCUUUUUGUCUUUGCUUUUACUUCCAGGUCCCUGGGUUGGCUACUAGUCUAGUUUAAAACAUGGAGCUACAGGAAACUUUCUAAGCACUCGUAUGAACUCUAGGGGCUGUUUGAAAAUAACCAGUGUUGGUCACAGGACACUGUCUGGAAGCAAAAGCAUAUUAAGAAUGUUAAAUGUUUUAGAAGUAAAAUACAAGCCAAAUAGGUAGUAGCACUAUACUAAGCUUAAUAGGCAAUAUUUUUCUGGGGACAAUUUUAAAGUAAAGCAGUAAAAGAUCAUGUUUGGGGGUUUGAGUUUCUGCUUGUUAUUCGUUUCAGGAAUAUAAUUGCGGUUCCUAAUUCUGAAGGAAACAAUCUGGUGUCGUCUUGCCCAAGGGAGCGCAUUCAGUGCUGUAGUCAGUUGGGAUUUGAAGCCACUUGCUGCUCAGUAGCUCAUCAGCUGCCUCAGUCGUGGUGCGUCCGUGUCCCAGAGCAGCCAGAGCUUGGCCUGGCGGGGUCUGGAUCAGGCUCUCAUCUACCUGAUUAUUGCACCUCUUGCUCUAUGACAGUGUGAAGGACUAAAUUGGUGAAUUUCAAACUCUUUAGGGUGCAGCUGGUCUUUAUAUUCCUGAAAUUGUGUGUUUUCCUGUAUAACAUGAUUGAGUCUUUUGUGCGUCAGCUUUAGUACACAGACGGAUGGUGUGAUUUGCAUCUUAUUUAUUGAUUCCAUCUAAGAACAUUUGGCUUUAUAACGGGAUCUCUUCUUCACUUGAAUUGCAAUCCCAGAAAGUCUCAAACACUUCACGUUCAAACUGAAAGAGAAAAUGGAAGUAUUCUAGGAUCCUAGAAUAUGAUUCAAAAUACUCCUCGGAGUAUCUGAGAGCCCAAAACAUCAUUUACAAAACUCUCAUCGCAGCGUACGCGAUCAGAGGCAAAAUGCUUUUAAACCAAGAGUUUCCAGUUGGCACGUUGAGUUGCGUCAUUUUCAUGUCUGUGUGUUCACUGUCGGCCGUUGUCCUUUUGUCUGGGUCUUUCCAAAGUUUGCCCUGUGCUUUUGGGGUGCUAACUCAUGUUCUUUUCUGUUUCACGUGCAAUGGAUCGGGUUUUUUCUCCAGAACCUGAAAGCUUUUCUGUAAAACCACCCUGUGGCUUCACAGUUUCAGCAGCUCCUGCUUGAAGCCUCCAGCCCUGUCCGACCAAUUGAUUUAAUGGUGAGUUUCUUGCAAGGCUUCUUGAGUCCAAAGGCCUGCGCUACAUUUAAUUUACAGAUCACCCCAAGGGAAGACGGUAGUGCUAAAGAGAUCUGGGUUUAAACCUCUCUUUAAUGGACUUUUUCCAGCAGCAAUCUGAACCAAUUAUUACAAAGAAAAAGCAACAGAGACAUUUUACUGCAAACUUCAGCCAGCUGGAUUAUGCCUUAAUUUAAGCCGUUGUAUAAGUAUGUAUAUUAAAUUAAGAAAACAAUCUUGUGUUUAAAUAAUGAACUUGACAAACAGCAAGAAAACCAGUUUGGAGACUAACUCGAAGCUUUUCUGCCUUGAUUAUCUUUCAGUUGUGUUCUUUGGAAUAGUUUUUUGUAUAAUCAAAGCCAGUGGCUUUCUGGUGAUGAAGCGUUAGGUUUUAUCUACUCGAAAGUGUAUUUUAACAUUUCUUCUCAUAUCUCAUGGGUUAGGAAACAGUUUCUUUCUCAAAUUGUUUAUAACUCAAUUAAAAUAGAAGAAUUCCUACCACUCGUAGGCAUUUAACAGUCGAUUUGUUCCUGUUACGUCCUAGAUGAGUCUGAUCGGAGCGUGUGCUUCACCUCACGUUCCUGGAGCUUUUCCAUCUAUUUUUAAGUGAAUUUCUAAUUUUAAACUACAAAGAUCAAUGCAGGAAAAACAAACCCAGUAGCUUCUCAGUGCAAUAUCUCCAGGUGAAGUGUGUGAACCUCCACGCAUUUCACCCUCUAGCUCUUCCAGCACUGUACAAACGGGCUGACCCUGGUGCACCAGUUUGGCUGCGACUGUUCGGACCCUGAUCCUGGGCAGUUCAAUCCCUUCCAGCAAAAAACCACCCAGGUCUGUGCUGGUUUCUUGCACUACACUGGCUGUUUAGCCCCGUCAUAUUUCUUUUUAAUGGCAGCUUUAAUUAUACAAAAUAUUGGUUUGUUCAUUGAUAAGCUUUCAUCGUUUGGCUUGUUAUUUAUAGUCCGUUCAUGGGUGAAUAACUGGCCGAGCAGGAACGUGCGACGAGUGCAUUUUGACACAAGUAAGUGUUUAAAUUAUAGAUAUACCAGCAGACCCGAAUAUUUCUCCAAAGCCUGUAGAAAUGGUGCCUUUUUCCAUGACGAAUAUAAUCUCUGACGUUUUAAAAUAAAAUCUGUAUAAGGGCUGCGUCUUCAGGAAAAUGAGUAUAUUAUUAUUAUUAUUAUUAUUAUUGAGUCCAGAGAACAGGAGCUGUGAUUAGAGGUCUGGAAAACAUCAGUAACAAGGGGAGUCGGAUCUCGGGGUGUUUUAUCCAGACCGGUUUCCCAGCUGGCUGGUCGGACAUGAUGAUAAUUUGCACUAACGAGCUCUUUGGCUUUUCAGUUUAAGCUCUGUGCCAAUGGUGAAGUAAUAACAGAAGGGCAGUGGAAGCAUUUCCUCCAGAGAGGUGAAAACUGCUCCUGCAAAGAGAAAACCUAAAGGCGUGUAUGAUAACCAGCCAAAAAUCUGAAAUGCUGAAAUUCUGCCCGGGUUCCACCGUUGCCUUCGGUUUGGCAGGUAAAUAUUCCCAUUAUGUGGAGUAACGAUGAGGUUUUGCCACCUGCAGAUUAGCGAUAGAUGAUGAAUCAUGUGCUUAAAUUGUUUUUUCUUGAAUUGGCAACUAGUAUAUUUGCAGAAUCAUCUAUAAUUUCAGAAACUAGUAGACUCGGCUUGACUUUUUGCUUCAGUGUGGGUUCUAUUUUCCCAGCAGCUGUUGGUAAUAUUGCAGUUGUGGUCCUGUUGAUGGUGGCUGAGUGUGGAUGCUCCUGGGGUGGUAAUUUGGAACCACCUUCUUCAGCUGAAGGUGGCAUCAAGUCUAGCAAGUUUCUCACAACAUCUUUGUGCAAGUUGAGCUCCAGGUGGGAAACUUCACCCAGGUCUUUAUCUCGGAAAUCUUUGAGGUGGUUUGUAGGGUUGAGAAUUGCUGACACACGCCCUGUGUGUUGUGAACUUUCUUUGGGUGUUUAUACGAAACAUUGAUUAGCUGAAAAUAGGCAGAGAGGAGGUCUCAAAAUAAAUAAGUGUGUUGUAGCUCCUAAAAGCAAUCAGUGGCUGAGCUGGUAGGACGCCCUGCAGUGGCAGAUACCCAACACUGAAUGGAAUCGUAGGAUGGUUUGGGUUGAAAGGACCUUACAGCUCAUCUAGUUCUACCUGCCAUGAGCAGGGACAUCUUCACCAGCUCAGGUUGCUCAGAGCCCCGUCCAGCCUGGCCUGGGAUGUCUCCAGGGAUGGUUCAUCCACCACCUCUCUGGCCAACAUGGGCCAGGCUCUCACCACCCUCAGGGCCAACAAUUCCUUCCUCAUGUCCAGCCUGAAUCUCCCUUCUUUAGCUUAAAACCAUCACCCCUUGUCCUGUCACAACAGGCCCUGCUCGAAAGUCUGUCCCCAUCUUUCUUAUGGGCCCCUUUUAAGCACUGAAAUGCCACACUAAGGUCUCCCCAAUGCUUCUCUUCUCCAGCUGAACACCCCAGCUCUCUCACCUGUCCCCCAGCAGAGCUGUUCCAGCCUCGGGUCAUGUCUGUGUCUCCUCUGGCCCCUCUCCAGCAGGUCCAUGUGUGUCCUGAGGACCCAGAGCUGGACCAGCAGGGGCAGCUGUGCCAGGAGUUUGUAAAGGAUAGAAAUGGCUGUUUUAAUCUUAAAAGUGUAGCUCUAUUCAGGAAAACGCUGUCAACCUGCUCCUCUGCUGCGCAUCCAAGCAUGGAUGGGGAAGCUGGUGACAUCUGGGGAGAGCAGAGUUAUUCAAACACUUUUUCCAAUUAGGAGUUAAUGGCAAUGGGACUGCUGUGCUGGUGGCCAUGGCCUGUUUGUCUCCGGCUCCCUCCUUGUCACUUGUUCCCUCCAACAACCUUUUGAUUCUUAAUCUUUCCCAGAGCCAGUGCAGCUUGGGGACAGCAAAGAGAAAUCUCUGUUUCAUUGUCCUCUCCCGGUGCUGCCUGAAAAACAACCGGGAAUCACACAGAAUCCCAGAAUCAGCUGGGUUGGAAAAGCCCUCAGGGAUCAUCCAGUCCAAGCCUUGGUCCAACUCCAGUCCAUUGACUAGAUCAUGGCACUAAGUGCCAUGGCCAAUCUCAGUUUCAAAACCUCCAGGGCCGGUGAGUCCAGCACCUCCCUGGGCAGCCAUUCCAAUCCUGACCACUCUCUCUGCAAAGAAUUGCUUUCUCAUCUCCAGCCUCAAUUUCCCCUGGCAGAGUUGAAGCCCAUGGCCCCUUGUCCUAUUGCUGAUGCCUGGGAGAAGAGCCCAAUCCCCACCUGGCUAGAACUGCCCUUCAGGUAGUUCUGGAGAGUGCUGAGCUCAGCUCUAAGCCUCCUCUUCUCCAGACUAAACAAGCCCAGCUCCCUCAGCCUCUCCCCAUGGGUCUUGUGUUCAAGUCCCUUCCCCAGUCUUGUUGCUCUUCUCUGGACCCGCUCCAGCACUUCAAUCUCUUUCCUGAGCUGAGGGGCCCAGAACUGAACACAACACUCCAGGUGUGGCCUCCCCAAUGCAGAGCACAGGGGAAGGAUCACUGCCCUUGUCCUGCUGACCACGCUCUUUUGGAUACAGGACAGGACACCAUUGGCCUUCUUGGCCACCUGGGCACACUGGUGGCUCAUGUUGAGCUUCCUGUCCAUUAGUCCCCCAGGUCCCUUUCUGCCCGACUGCUCUCCAGCCACUCUGUGCCCAGCACGGUGAGCACAGCCCGGCCUGCUGCCCAGAUCGCGUGUUCCCUCCAUCAUGGGUCACGUUUUAACACUAAAAUGUAGCCUUUUUGAUCCUAGAAGUCACUGACAAUAUGUAUGAGCUCCAGUAUUUUCAGUCUGGUAACAUAUGAAAGCAAAACCAAUUGUUUAAUGGAAAAUAGGGAUUUGCAGCCCCUACCGUAGAUGGGCCGCUCGUUAUUUUUAAGUGUUUUCCUUGGUUUUCUUCAUCCGUCCGGUGUUGGGGCAACUGGGAACACCCAGCGAUGCCGAGUCCUGUUGGAAAUGUGUUGGUGUUAGUUUGCUAAACGGAAUUAUCGGUGCUUAUCGGACGGGACGCUGGAGCUGAGAAUGCAGAGCAGUGUAAAGAGGAUUUAUGCAACGACACCUAUUUGCUUGACGCUUGUUUCUCAGGUGCUCAACAGCAGCUGCUUUUAGCGAGGAAGUUUGUUCUUGGGAGGUCACAUCCGAACAAUUGUAAAUGUCUCACGUCUUUGUGGAAGGACUUUGUAAUAUUGGAAUAAUAGUUCGUAGGCUGGUGUUGCCAACAACUCUACAGGUUAUUUUAGCGCUCGCGACGUUCAACUCCACAUGGUUACGCAUGAGGAAUAAGCUCUUUAAGCUCAUUUCACACGAUGCUGAAGGACGGAUUUUCUUGUGCUCCAAAACCUAAGGUUUAUUUUUGCUGGUUUAAGAUCUUCUAUGCACUUGGCCCCUUCAUUAAAUAGACCCAAAAGCUAAAUGUGUUGGCCAGUUUAUGGUGUGAAAAUGCUGAUAAAUCAACAUCCUCUUCCGAUUCCCUGAUUUCUAUCUUGUGUCUAUUUACAUUGUCAAUUAACUAAUCCCAGGCACUAAUUUCAUAGUUUUAGUUCGCUGGGUUGCUGAAUUUGGACCCAAUUUUGCGCAAUUUCUCCCUUCACACCCACUGUUCAAGGUUUAGUAUUUGCCAGGUGAUAACUUGCAAAAUGGAUAGAAAAAUCCUAAUGUUGUGACUUCUACCUAUGAGAUCAGCAUCAUAUCUAUGGUACAAGUACCAUUUUGUUGUUGCUAUUGUUUGCAAGUAAUAGCGAAGAACUGAAUGUCACCUCACUGAUACCUUCCAGCGCUGACAAUAGGACAGAGCCAUGGCAAAGACCGGGAGGAAAAGCAACGUCGUUUCCAUGUAGAAAAAGGCAUUUUUGGUAAACACUUCUGGUUUUCCAAACCCGUAAGUCUUACUGCAAUACCUGUGUUCUCAGUUCAGGUGGGUUCUUUCCACCUUGUGUCUAUAAAGCUCUUUGUGGUUUUGAUAUCAGCCUUGGACCCAACCGCACAGCUUAUAGUGAUAUCUCUAUUUUUCUAGAUGUAAAUACGUGUAAUAGGGAGCGUUUCCAGUGACCAAAUGCCCGUUUGCGUCUUCCUGCCAGAAAAAUGUGGGAAAAAUCCUAUUUCAAAAUGAAUGGGGGGGAGGGAACAGAAUCUUGAAUUUUCCAUGGAGUAACCAAACCGAUUUCAGGUGCAAGAGAACAGAAUGGAAAACGACCGCUCAACUCAAAUUGCAGUGUUUCUCUUUCCUUUUUCUUCUGUUUUGCUUUUAAAACCCACAGGAAUUGACUUUCCUUCCGCCCAUUUUAGCUUAAAACUGUACCAAUUUUCUAAAACUGUAAAAUAAAGAUACUUAAUUUUUGAACUGAA
Molecule: messenger RNA, 9031 nt
Organism: Columba livia (rock pigeon)
Lineage: Eukaryota; Metazoa; Chordata; Aves; Columbiformes; Columbidae
Gene: SPPL2B
Product: signal peptide peptidase like 2B
Exons: 15
Coding region: 82-1878 (598 amino acids)
Biological process (GO): membrane protein proteolysis
Cellular component (GO): cytoplasmic side of endoplasmic reticulum membrane; Golgi-associated vesicle membrane; lumenal side of endoplasmic reticulum membrane
Molecular function (GO): aspartic endopeptidase activity, intramembrane cleaving
Source: RefSeq, a predicted model, not a curated record